This is a messenger RNA of Fundulus heteroclitus (mummichog), 4666 nucleotides long. Its product is annotated as serine/arginine repetitive matrix protein 2. The transcript has 11 exons. Lineage: Eukaryota; Metazoa; Chordata; Actinopteri; Cyprinodontiformes; Fundulidae. The record is from RefSeq and is a predicted model, not a curated record. The coding region runs from base 288 to 3596 and encodes 1102 amino acids.
UUAUUAUUUUAUUUGCAGCGGUAGUCCUCCAGGACACAGGUGGCGCUGUUGGACGCAUUCUGACCAUUUUAACGACUAAAACUAUCUUCCCCUUUGCUUUCCGGGGGCAGUUAAUGGAGGAUUUAUUUUGGUUUUGUCCUGCGGAGCUUUAGAUCUCGCUUACCCUCCCUAUUGUCAUAACACUUUUAAAGUCUCAUCUCUUGGGUCAUUAAAAACUGCCUGCCGAUGCUGUCGCAGAUGACGAUUUUCCAACAGAACAAGAGUCUCUAAAACUGAAAGGGAGCACAAUGAAUCCACAUGUCUGGGGGUACCCUGUUGAAAGACUGCAGACACACCUGCAACCUGAUCACCAGAGGGUUGCCAGCAGCAGGAUCGAGAGGGUCCCAGUGGGUGCCGGUGACUGGGAAACACGCCCUGUGCACGCUGCUGUUCAGCCUCACGGCGUGGGUGUAGGCUGGAGGCAACCCAGCCCUCCACCCCAGAACUUUCCCCACCCCGAUGGAGACCCAAUAAACUCGGAGGACGACGAUCCUGAGUUGGCAAGAAAGAAGCGAGAGCUUCUGUUGUUACAUGAGCAGAUUCAACAAAAGAAAGCAAACCUCGCCUUCAAAGCAAUUGAACUGAUCAGAAAUCCAUCUGAGACAGAUGAUCCCGAUGAGUUGGAUCCUUGCGAUCCUGAAACGCUUAGAGGCAGAGUGACAGCGAUAUUGCAGCAGCGCUCAUUCAGCUUUUUCUCCAAGGUUAAAUCAUCUAAACUGAGAGCAAGAUCUGUUACCGUGAGAAAAGACGAAGUGAAGCAGCAGCACCAUCCACUGAAGCUCAGAGUGAGGAUGUUAAGAGCGCACAGACUUAUGGACCCCUGCGUUUUACCGCCCCACAAAGAGGAGGUUCCUGACAUUCCUCCACGUCCCACCGCCAGGAGUGUUACUUCACCAGUAAAAGAGGAGAGCAGCGCCGCCAAGGGCUUCGAGCGCUUCAUCAAUGUGCUCAACAGAGGAGCCGACAUCAACCUGAAAAACAUGGUUCCAGGUGUGCCUCUGCCUCCUCCUGAUCCCAGCGUUACUUCACCUGCAAAGCAGGAGGAGAGCCAAAACAACAAGGGAUACGAGCGCUUACUCAGCGCUCUGAAGAAAGCGGCAGCAGCGGCCCCCUACUUGAACGCGAAGGUUCCUGAAGUCCCCCCGCUCCCUCCGGAUCACAUCAAUACUUCCCCUAAAAAGCAGGAGAGCCCCUCAAAUAAGGGAUAUGAGCGCUUACUAAGCGUGCUCAACAAAGGAGCAGCUCCCAACCUGAACACCAAGGUUCCUGAUGUCUCUCCGCCGCCUCCUGACCGCAGCAUCACUUCCCCUGCAAAGCUCAACAAAGGAGCGGCAGCUCCUAACUUGAAGGACACGGUUCCUGUAGUCCCUCUGCAGCCUCCUGACCGCAGCAUUACUACCCCUGCAAAGGAGGAGAGCACCGCUAACAAGGGAUAUGAGCGCUUUCUCAGCUUGCUCAACAAGGGAGCCGCCAUAGACCUGAAGACCAUGAUCUCCGAUGACCCGCUAGCCCCUCCCAACCAGAGCGACCGUCCUGCCGUAAAGAAGGAAGGCAGCGCUAGCAAGGGCUCCAGGGACAAGAACGGUGUUGACAGAGGUUCUGAGGAAAAGAGCAGCGGCAAGAGCAAAGCAGACAGACGUUCCGACAGCGACAAAGGCGUCAGCAGAGGUUCUGACCAUCAAAGCGCCCUCAGCAGAGGUUCUGAAGGCAAAGGCAAAGUUGCUGAGCGUGAAAGCAGCGCUGACCGAGGCUCUGAGACCACCAUGAACAGACGACACGAAGGCAAGAGCAGAGUUUCGGAGCGGGAGAGCAGAGCAAGCAGACUGCCUGAGCUUGAAAACGCUGUCGGCAGAAGUCCUGAACGCGAGACGGGUGUCAGCAAAGGUGCUGAGCCCGAGAGCAGCGCGGACGGAGGUUCUGAGCGCGAGAACAACGGCGUCAGGACCAAGCGGGAUGGCGGCGUCAGAGACACUUUCACAAGUGAGAGCUGCGCUAACAAGGGUUUCGAUCGCUUCCUCAGUCUGCUCAACAGCGGAGUGGACAUCAACAAGCUCAGCAAGAUUGUCAGCAAUGAUGAAAAAUGUCGUCCAAAAACCCCUCCUCCUCGUUCGAAAGAGGAGCCCAAAAGUGAAAGCCAGAAGUCCGACACUGGAUCACCGGCGCCAGGCUCCAGUGGGAUCAGCGGCGUGAGAUCAAAGACCAACUCCGCUAAUCGAGAGCCGUCCCUACCUGAAGGCGAGGAGCUAAAGAGAGCCAAGAGAAAGAGCGGUUUGGACUCCAGCAGCCAAUCAGAGCCGCCCCUCGAAGAGAAGAAGAAGAAAGAGGAGGACGAGACCCUGAAGGUGGAUGAAAAGCAGAAAGAACUACAGAACAUUCUGAAAAGCUUGGGUUUGAAGCUGGAGGUGGACGAGUUGAGAAAAAUAACGGAUCGCACCCUGGAGAGGCUGUACGGAAAGAAGGACGAAGACGGGCCGCCGAGCGAAAGCAGGAGGGAGCAGGAGAGUCCGCCGAAGCUCUCCCGCGAGAAACACAGCAGAUCCAGGCGCUCUUCGUCCUCCUCCUCUUCCUCCUCUUCAUCCUCCUCUUCUUCCUCUAGGUCCUCCUCCAGGAGCCGUAGUCGGACCCCCUCGCGUCGUCGGCGGCGCUCUCGCAGCAGAGAGGCCCGCCGACGUUCUCGCGACCGAGGCAGAGACGGAGCGAGGCGGCAAAGCAGGACCGACACCAGGAAAGAACCGAGGUCCAGUUACAGAAACGAACAAGCUUUUCCUUCUCCCUACCCUUCGUCGUCCUCAUAUGCUGAUUACAGUUUGUACCAGUAUGCCCAGUAUAUAAAUUACUACAACGCCUACAGUGGUGCUGUAGGCGCCAACUGGCCAUUCGCUGCAAAUCAAAGCCACAGGGCUCUUAGUUCUCUCAACCCGCACUCCCUCCAUCCCGAGCAGCUCUCCUUUCAGGAUCUCUGUUCCUUUGUGAAUCCAGACCUGUCUGUGAGCGAAGGCCAGGGCUGGGACCGCUCUGCUCCUAGUUGCCUUAAGGUCAUCGACACCAAACCAUCUUCUGAAAGCAGCGUGACGAGAUCUGAAUCUUACACAAAGCAGCGGAGCCGCAAAAAGAGGAAAUCUAAAACGCCAGAGCGGACGGAGGGGUCUUCACAGAGGAAAACGGAGAGAAGGCCCUCAUCAGCAAAGCCAACGGAGGCAUCUGCUACGGAGACAAAAGCGUCAGUGACGGUUGAUACGGAGACAAAGGUAGCGGAGACGGUUGCUACGGAGACAAGGGUAGCGGAGACGGUUGCUACGAAGACAAAGGCAGCAGAGAUGGCUGCUCUGGAGGCAAAAAUCCCGUUCUACAAGCACUAUACUUCCAAAUCCUCACAAGGUGUUAAAGUUGAUGAGAAAGCUGUGGCAAAAGAGAGCAAAAAGCGGCUUGAAGAGGAAAUAAAAGCGAACUUGAGGGAAAAGCUUUUGGAGUUUAACCGGAAAGCCAGGCUGAUGACGCAGGUACCCAGCGCCACGGUGAGGCAGCCAGCCGACUCCCUGGAUUCUGAGCUCAUUUAAUGGACUGAUGAGAGCUCCUGUGGAUCACACGCCUCCAUGUUGACCUGCAAUUCAAAUUUAGAGAAGCAUUUUUACAUCUCCCUCUUCGAGCUGAAUCAUCCUCUAACUUUGUCACGUAAUUUAUUCCCUCAGAGGAAUUUCAUUUCCCAACCGCUUCCUGGUUUACAUAAUGGUUUUAACUUUAGUUACUACUGUCACCGCUAUUUUCAUCAUUUAACCUUUAUUUAAAGGCUCUGUUGUUGUAGUUUACCUCUGUUUGUAGCCAGGAGUGAUUGUAAGACUCUCUUCUGUUCUCUCUCUGUCUCUCUCUCAGUAAAGGUUUAAGAUUUAAGUUUUGUGGAUGUUUUUCUUAUGCUAGUUUGGAGUGUGUCUGCGGAGGAAAAGUGUCUGCUACAGUAUAAAACACUGAGCUCUGUUCAGCUUUGUCUCUACAGCUGGACAAUAAGGGGAAUAUUUUGAAAAGGGGAGACAUCAUAUAAAGGUUACAUGAAAGACAAAGUUGAUCUUUUUUAGCCCUCCAUUAAAAAAUGUGGCAAAAAUGUAUAACGCCGUCCAUCACUCAGAACACACUGCUACCCAUGGCGAACCGAUGGAUGCAUAAUCCUGUGUUGUUGUUGUUUUGGUUUUUUUUCUUUUUUAGGGAAGCUGGUCAGAGUCGAUAUAAAGAGAAUUUUUUUUCUUUCUAGCUUAACACACAGCCCAAACUACAUUGGAGGUUUCUGCAAAAUGGCCGGAGGUUGUGUUUUGUAUGUUUCUAAUGUUUUUUUUUUUUCCACUGGGACUUUUUGCAUGUAUUUGUUAGUUUUGUUUUUUACUUGGGGAUAGCUGACUGAAGUUGCACUAGGAUGGAUUGGCCAAAGAUUUGCAGCUGUAACUCCAGCAAGAGUUCUCCUGCAAUGCAUUGACUCGGCGGCAAAUACAUAUGCAUGCCACACUUUUCAGAUUUUCUUUUUUUUCUUUGUAAACGAUUUUGAUAUUUUUCCUUGAUCGUUCUUCACUACUUUGUGUUGCUCUUGCCUAAAAUGUGGCAGUAUUGUGGCCAAAUAUCACUAAAUAAUUUUGUGUAUGAA